GCGGGGCCUCGGGAGGGGCCGGAGCGCGGCGGCUGGUGCGGUGGCAGGCGGAGAGGAGGAAGCGGCGCGUCCCCCGAGGCGUGCGCCGGCCGACCCACCGACAGACAGACGGACGCGUGGAGGGAGAGGCCGGAGGGCCAGAGAUCUGGUCUUGGGGGACCGCUUCGGGGCUUCCGGAUGCCCUCCUGCUUCKUGUGCCCUGGGCAGGUGUGGGGCAGGUGACAGCUCCGUAACCACCAUGGAUGGAGAGGGACUUUUUGAUGAGGAAAUCCAAAUUGUCGAUACAAGCCAGGCCGAUAUGGCUGUCCAAGGUCUCCCUUUUGGGGAAUCCGAAUGAGGGAGAUCACAGACACCUUCACUGCGAAGCCAAGGACAUUCCUGUAUAAUCAGUGGAUGAAAGGAUUUUCUCAGACUCUCCUUCUCGCUUUUUAUUGAGGAUUAAUCCACCACCAUCUACGGUUCYAGUGGAAAUGACAAGGCACACCAUGUGGCAGAAGCCUAGAGCGCCCUCCGAAUUGCUCUGGACCCUUCCUUUAGCCUAAGGGACUUUUCACACUUGCCACUCCCCCCACCCCCCACCCCCCAGAGCCCUUCUUCUGAUUGCCAUCCUCAACCCGUGGUCAUUCUCCCGAGUUAAGUUCUAUUUCCAAAACUGUUCUCUGGAGCUAUAAGUGGAUUGCCAGAAAUGAGAGAUUAGGUGUUGGGAGAAGAGGAAGCCUUCGCCCUGUGUUGUGUCCUCUCAACUGCUGCUGCGGCUGCCGACAUGAAGUGCUUUCUCCCGGUGCUGAGCUGUCUGGCUGUGCUGGGUGUGGUGUCAGCACAGCGGCAGGUCACAGUCCAGGAAGGACCCUUGUACCGAACAGAGGGCUCCCACAUCACCAUCUGGUGCAACGUGAGUGGCUACCAGGGACCCUCCGAGCAGAACUUCCAGUGGUCCAUUUACCUGCCGUCCGCCCCAGAGCGGGAGGUGCAGAUCGUCAGCACCGUGGACUCUUCUUUCCCCUACGCCAUCUAUACCCAGCGUGUCCGAGGUGGAAAGAUCUACGUGGAGAGAGUCCAGGGGCACUCGGCUUUAUUGCACAUCACAGAUCUCCAGGCCCGGGACGCUGGGGAGUAUGAAUGCCACACGCCCAACACYGACGAGCGCUACUUUGGGAGUUACAGUGCCAAGAUGAACCUAGUGGUGAUCCCAGACUCCCUGCAGACCACUGCCGUGCCCCAGACCCUGCACAAAGUGGAGCAGGAUCCGCUGGAGCUCAGCUGCGAGGUGGCCACAGAGACGGUGCAACACAGCCACCUGUCUGUGACCUGGCUCCGGCAGAAGGGUGGCGAGAAGCCGGUGGAGGUCAUUUCCCUGAGCCGGGACUUCAUACUGCACUCCAGCAGCGAAUACGCCCAGAGGCAGAGCCUGGGGGAGGUGCGGCUGGACAAGCUGGGGAGGACCACCUUCCGCCUCACCAUCUUCCACCUGCAGCCUUCUGACCAGGGCGAGUUCUACUGCGAGGCCGCCGAGUGGAUCCAGGAUCCCGAUGGGUCAUGGURUGCCAUGACCCGGAAGCGCUCCGAGGGAGCCGUGGUCAACGUCCAGCCCACUGACAAAGAGUUCACCGUUCGGCUGGAAACGGACAAGCGGCUGCACACGGUGGGUGAGCCCGUGGAGUUCCGGUGCAUCCUGGAGGCCCAGAACAUUCCCGACCGUUACUUUGCUGUCUCCUGGGCCUUCAACAGCUCCCUCAUCGCCAGCAUGGGGCCCAACGCCGUGCCCAUCCUCAACAGUGAAUUUGCCCACCGGGAAGCCAGGGGACAGCUUAAAGUGGCCAAAGAGAGUGACAGUGUCUUUGUGCUGAAGAUCUACCACCUCCGCCAGGAAGACAGCGGGAAAUACAACUGUCGUGUGACCGAGCGGGAGAAGACGGUCACUGGGGAAUUCAUUGACAAGGAGAGCAAGCGUCCCAAGAACAUUCCCAUCAUAGUCCUCCCCCUCAAGAGCAGCAUCUCCGUGGAGGUGGCCAGCAACGCCAGCAUCGUCCUUGAGGGCGAGGACCUGCACUUCUCCUGCAGUGUCCGCACAGCCGGCAAGCUGCAGGGCCGCUUCUCUGUCAUCUGGCAGCUCGUGGACAGGCAGAACCGCCGCAGCAACAUCAUGUGGCUGGACCGYGAUGGCACCGUGCAGCCAGGCUCGUCCUACUGGGAGCGCAGCAGCUUUGGGGGCAUCCAGAUGGAGCAGGUGCAGCCCAACUCCUUCAGCCUGGGCAUCUUCAACAGCAGGAAGGAGGACGAGGGCCAGUAUGAGUGCCACGUGACCGAAUGGGUGCGGGCGGUGGACGGCGAGUGGCAGAUCGUGGGGGAGCGCCGAGCCAGCACUCUGGUCUCCAUCACUGCUCUCGAAACGGGCUUUGCGGUCACAGCCAUCUCCCGGACGCCAGGGGUGACCUACAGCGACUCCUUUGACUUGCAGUGCAUCAUCAAACCCCACUACCCGGCCCGGGUCCCCGUGUCGGUGACGUGGCGGUUCCAGCCCGUGGGCACUGUUGAGUUCCAUGACCUGGUGACCUUCACGCGGGAUGGAGGGGUCCAGUGGGGGGACAGGUCCUCCAGCUUCCGAACCCGGACCGCCAUCGAGAAGGCCGAGUCCAGCAACAACGUCCGCCUGAGCAUCAGCCGGGCCAGUGACACAGAGGCGGGCAAGUACCAGUGCGUGGCUGAACUGUGGAGGAGGAACUACAACAACACGUGGACGCGGCUGGCGGAGAGGACCUCCAACCUGCUGGAGAUCCGCGUGCUGCAGCCAGUGACAAAGCUGCAGGUGAGCAAAUCCAAGAGAACCCUCACCCUGGUGGAGAACAGGCCCAUUCAGCUGAACUGCUCCGUCAAGUCUCAGACCAGCCAGAACUCGCACUUCGCCGUGCUCUGGUACGUCCACAAGCCCUCGGACGCCGACGGCAAGCUCAUCCUCAAGACCACCCACAGCUCCGCCUUCGAGUACGGCACCUAUGCCGAGGAGGAGGGCCUGCGAGCCCGGCUGCAGUUUGAGAGGCACGUGUCUGGGGGCCUGUUCAGCCUCACUGUCCAGAGAGCGGAGGUCAGCGACAGCGGCAGCUACUAUUGCCACGUCGAGGAGUGGCUGCUGAGCCCCAACUACGCCUGGUACAAGCUGGCCGAGGAGGUGUCGGGACGCACAGAAGUCACCGUGAAGCAGCCAGACAGCCGCCUGAGGCUCAGCCAAGCCCACGGGAAUCUGUCAGUUCUGGAGACCAGGCAGGUGCAGCUGGAGUGCGUCGUCCUGAACCGCACCAGCGUGGCCUCGCAGCUGGUGGUGGAGUGGUUUGUGUGGAAGCCCAAUCACCCGGAGCGGGAGACCGUGGCCCGCCUGAGCCGWGAGGCCACCUUCCACUACGGAGAGCAGGCAGCCAAAAACAACCUGCAGGGGCGGCUGCACCUGGAGAGCCCCUCCCCUGGCGUGUACCGACUCUUCAUCCAGAACGUGGCGGUGCAGGACAGCGGGACCUACAGCUGCCGCGUGGAGGAGUGGCUGCCCAGCCCCAGCGGCCUGUGGUACAAGAGGGCCGAGGACACUGCCGGACAGACUGCAGUUACGGUCAUGAGACCAGAUGCCGCCCUGCAGGUGGACACAGUGGUCCCCAACGCCACGGUGUCCGAGAAGGCGGCYUUUCAGCUGGACUGUAGCAUCGUGUCUCGCUCGAGCCAGGACUCCCGCUUUGCUGUGGCCUGGUAUUCCCUGAGGACUAAAGCUGAAGGGAAAAGGGGCAGCCCUGGUCUGGAAGAACUAGAAGAGAAAACAGAGGAGGAGGAGGAAGAGGAGGAGGAAGGGGAAGAGGAGGACGAACCCACAGAACGCACUGUGCUGCUGCGGGUGGGCCCCGAUGCUGUCUUUGGCCCAGAGGGCAGCCCUUGGGAGGGCCGGCUUCGCUUCCAGAGGCUCUCGCCCCUGCUUUACCGGCUCACGGUGCUGCAGGCCAGCCCCCACGACACGGGCAACUACUCCUGUCACGUGGAGGAGUGGCUGCCCAGCCCUCAGAAGGAGUGGUACCGGCUGACGGAGGAGGAGUCCGCCCCCAUUGGCAUUCGCGUGCUGGACACCAGUUCCACCCUCCAGUCGCUCAUCUGCUCCAACGACGCGCUCUUCUACUUCGUCUUCUUCUACCCUUUCCCCAUCUUUGGCAUCCUGGUCAUCACCAUCCUGCUGGUACGCUUCAAAAGCCGGAACUCCAGCAAGAACUCGGAGGGGAAGAACGGGGUGCCUCUGUUGUGGAUCAAAGAGCCACACCUCAACUACUCCCCCACCUGCCUGGAGCCCCCUGUGCUGAGCAUCCACCCAGGAGCCAUAGACUAAGGGGGAUCCGCAGGGGACAUCGGCCACAGAGGGGCUGAGGCCCGCCCUUCCUGCCUCWUGCUCUGUGAUUGGACAGUCGACAGCACCCAAACAUGGGGGUGCCGGUGCAGAAAGCUGUCACCCUUGGAACGUGUUCAGAGCUCCGGGUCAGUCACCGAGCCGGACUGCCCCAGGCGGUGGUCUUGGUUGRUUAGCUAUUUGCACCCAAAUGUCGUGAUCCUGCCAUUAUAGGUUUCUAGUUUUCGGUUUUGGUAAUGUAGUGAGUAGCUCCAGGUGCCACAUCUACUCACCGAUUUAUCUAGUAUUCCCAGAUAGAGUUACUCGGGGAGCGGGGGGUUCUGAUUCUUUGUACUGUACUAUUUUUAAACCACUUUGGUUUAUCCCUUUUGGAUUCCAUAAGGUUGUGGACGAAUUUCUCUUAUAUACAACCCAUGGCAAGAGGAAAGGACCACUUUGUAGUAACAAGGAAUCUCUUCCAAGACUUUUUGUUUUUUUUUUGCACAUUUGAAAAUGCCACCCRUGGAUCAAAAUACAACCCAAACAUUUUUUUACUUUCUUAACGAGACUUGAAAAAUAUGGGUAGCGUGGGCCCAAUUUGUAUCUUAUCUUUUCCCUCAUCUGGAGUUGUUGGAACCACUUUGUAGUCAAGAUGAAAGCAUUGAAUUUUGCUUCAAAGAACUGCAUAUGUGCAAGAGAAAUCCUGCACAACCCCAUUAGGAGUAGAUGGUGCCUGGCCAGCCUAAUCUGUCAGGGAGGCAAAAAGGCUUCAUCCUAUCCUUGCCAAAAAAAAAGAAAAAAAAUAAGAACACUGUSUUGGAGAAUGGAAGUUCCAAACAGCACAUGCUUUCUGAGCUGCAGUGGGGCAGGGCGCUGCUUUUGGCAGCUACUGACUCUCCCCUUGAUCAAAGCCAGUGACUAGAGAGAAGGAAGGAAAAAACAGCUGGCUGUUGGCUUGAUCCAUUCUGCAUGGGCAGCUCCAGCUGAUAAUGGUGACAGGUGGCUUUUGUUUGCAGGUACUUUGCCAAACUUGAGGGAAAGUUGGAAGCAGGACCACCCUGAGGUCAGCCCAGAGGCUGAAGCAGCGGCCAUCUGUACCCCAUGGAGGGCCCUGGGCCAGCAAGCACAGUGAGGGAGGAUGGGAGGGGGCUUCCAGGGCCUGAUGCUGAAGGGCCUUGAGGAAUAUCUGCCUCCCUGGAGGUUUUUCUUGUUCUUCCAAUGAGAUUUUCCUUAGAGAUAUUCAAGUCUUCCUCAUUCACCAUUUCUGUCUCCCCAUGUCACUGCUGGAAGACUGCCAGCCUUGGGG
Molecule: messenger RNA, 5657 nt
Organism: Urocitellus parryii (Arctic ground squirrel)
Lineage: Eukaryota; Metazoa; Chordata; Mammalia; Rodentia; Sciuridae
Gene: Igsf3
Product: immunoglobulin superfamily member 3
Cellular component (GO): membrane
Source: RefSeq, a predicted model, not a curated record